Molecule: messenger RNA, 1160 nt
Organism: Aureobasidium subglaciale EXF-2481
Lineage: Eukaryota; Fungi; Ascomycota; Dothideomycetes; Dothideales; Saccotheciaceae
Exons: 1
Coding region: 70-1038 (322 amino acids)
Source: RefSeq, a predicted model, not a curated record
AAUAACGAUAUUCCUCAAAAAGCUGAUAGCCCCUAUCUCAUUACUGACUACUAAGUGCCAAAGAAAACCAUGUCGGACAUCUCGAGUCCAGCCGUAGCGCCACAGCAACAGAAAAAAUCAUUCUACCAACGCAGUCGACAAGCCACGCUCGACUCUAUAGCCAGCGACACAAAUUAUGACUGGUUGUUUCAGAACAUCCGCUUCUUCCUCGAGUAUCCACAACAAGUCUAUCUUCAACAUGGAUCAAUCAGGACAGACGACGAACUCGAGCAACAACUCAAACUUCUGUGGUUCAAAACUAUAGAAGCCGCCAAAGUGUUUGCGGCUGAUGAUGAGGCAAGACAAUAUAAACUUGUGGCUUGGAUUGCUGCUGCUAGAGCGAGGGAGAACGUGCAGAGUACGACGCAGGAUCCCUUCGAGGCUGAUGGUGGAAAAGUGAUGUGGAGGGACUUGCCGUUCUUCAAAGUUGCAUUGGAGGAAGCUUGGGGAGGGCGAGCGAGUUUGUCCAAGGAUGCUUGGACGAAUUUGAAUGCUUUUGUGUCUCGACUGGCUGCGGUUACUGGGAUGGAUUUGAUGCGCUUUGGACUUGAGACUAUCCGAGAGGCUCUGGAAGAGGAACGGCCUAUAUAUCCGACUGGCGACGGUGGGGAUACUGGGGAGAAGUCAGUCGCCGAUCUGCUACCGGCUGCUCUACUCUGGCUCAAGCACACACAUUCGUUCAUGUCGACAAGACUUCCACCAAUCGAACGGGCUGUCAAAGAUGGCGUUGAGCCACCAUCAGGUUGUGGUGAGAGUGUGGCACCAGGCGAUCUGGCGACCGCAGAUGGAGUGUCAAGAAAUGGUAUGAGUCUCACAAGACAAACAUUCUGGAGGAGACGACUCUUCGAGAUUGGAGAGUGCAGCGGAGAUCAAGAUCCGACGGCGAAGGAUGCACAUGAUUUUGCAAAGAGGAUGGGGACUUGGCCGCUCCAUUGGCCAAGCGACUUGCGAGAUGUACCUGGGUACGAGGAGCCUGUCAAGUAUGAUGCUAGUGCAUGAUGUUUCUAACCAUUAGAAAUAAGUUAGCAUGGGAAGACAUCGAUGUUUCACCGUGAUGGCUAAGAAUUAAUGUUGCCUCUUUGCGCCCAAAGUCGGAGUAGUAAAGUAUCUGACUAGUCGCA